GCGCCGUGCACGUCGCCUACACGCGGGGUCGCACGUAUGGUGCGUGGUGACGUUGUGGCGGCGCGGGCGCCAUCCCGGAAGCGCGAGCAAGGCCGCCAGAUGUGCAGGCAGCGGAGGAGGAGGAAGAGAUGGACCCCCCGGACUCGGCCUCGAGGGUCUUCUGCAGCCGCAUCCUGAGCAUGGUGAACACAGAUGACGUCAACGCUAUCAUCCUGGCUCAGAAGAACAUGCUGGACCGGUUUGAGAAGACCAACGAGAUGCUGCUGAAUUUCAACAACCUGUCGAGCGCCCGCCUGCAGCAAAUGAGUGAGCGCUUCCUGCACCACACAAGGACCCUGGUGGAGAUGAAGCGGGACCUGGACAGCAUCUUCCGCAGGAUCAGGACGCUGAAAGGGAAGCUGGCCAGGCAGCACCCGGAGGCCUUCAGCCACAUCCCAGAGGCAUCCCUCCUGGAGGACGAGGAUGAAGACCCCAUCCCACCCAGCACCACAACCACCAUUGCCACCUCGGAACAGAGCACGGGCUCUUGUGACACCAGCCCUGACACUGUCUCACCCUCCCUCAGCCCCGGCUUCGAGGACCUCUCCCAUGUCGGGUCCAGCUCCCCUGCCGUCAAUGGCCGGAGCCAGACGGAUGAUGAGGAGACACCGGGCGAGUAACACUACUCCCUGGUGCCCCGAGGGGUCUCAGGGCAGUGGCACUCCCCCGGUGUCUGAGGUGGCAGCAGGUAACCCUGCCUGGAGAUCAGCAGCUUCGCCACCCUGUUCUGUCACCCAGGGCUCCCCGGGGGACCUGGCUCCCUCUGGGGGUGUGGAAUUCCUAGGGGGUCUGUCAUUCCUACUUCUUCCUCAUUGAGAACAUGUCUUUUGCAGACCCCUCUGCCAGACCAGGGGAUGACCAGCUCAGCUGGAGUUGUUGGGCUGGGUGUGAGGGAGCUUUUCCAGAGCCAAGCUUGAGGUCUGCUAAAGGCUCCCAAAGACCAGAGCCAGAUUGCCCCUGCCCCGGUGCCCCAGUCGAGACCUCCUCAAAGCAGACCAGCACUGUCUGUCUGAGUUCACCCCAGCCCAUCCCUGCACCUACCAAUUCUGGUCUCCCUGUCCCUUCUUCCAACAAAAGUAUUGAAUACUGUCUCCAAUAGGUAUCUCAAGGAGGUUUCUGAGACAAUUGUAGAAGGCUCAAGAUGGAGGCUGGCCAUUCAGCCGCAAGCCUGAUAAAGCCUGUGUUUCUCUGACCAGAGGUGUGAACCUUGAAGGCCCAGCAGGCCUCUCCCAGGGCCUCCGUGGAGCAAGCUGAGCCACCUUGGAAAACAGAGUUAAACGGAAUAUUUUUGUACCCGAUGUUUACAGAUGCUAUUGGGAAGUUAUCAAUAAAAAGACUCUGUUACUAAAAAGGGAA
Molecule: messenger RNA, 1395 nt
Organism: Leptonychotes weddellii (Weddell seal)
Lineage: Eukaryota; Metazoa; Chordata; Mammalia; Carnivora; Phocidae
Gene: KXD1
Product: KxDL motif containing 1
Biological process (GO): lysosome localization
Cellular component (GO): BORC complex
Source: RefSeq, a predicted model, not a curated record